CACCAUUCGAAUCACCUGACCACAUUCAGACUCAAAGCCAGAGCGGCGCUGGUUUAAUGUCUCAUGGACUGCUCGACGCGAUGUUUUGGGAACAAGGUGGGAACGUUUGGAAAGUUGACAGCAAUGAAAACGGAAAGGCAGUCAAGGUCGGCCCAGUUUUAUGGGUAAUGUAAUAGCCUCCGCCUCGACGCCUCGCUAUCCCGUUUGAUUGUCAUUGGCUCACUUUGGCUACUUAGUACAAGCAAAGCCGGGCGGGCUUUGUGAUAAGUAGGCUCUUUUACGUCGUGUUACAUUAUUUUAUACGCUGUGAUAUAGGCCCUUAUGCUUCUAACGUGAGCUAGUGCUAGAGAGGGUGAGGGGUGUGCAAUACGAAGCGCGUGCCAUGGCUUCCAGCUCGACAGGCAGAAGCAGAUGCGCGGGGCAUGUGUUGCGCUUCUGGUUUCAAGUUGG
This is a messenger RNA of Amoebophrya sp. A25, 450 nucleotides long. The record is from the annotation of a GenBank genome assembly. Lineage: Eukaryota; Dinophyceae; Syndiniales; Amoebophryaceae.